AUGAGAAGUGGACAUUCAUCUCACAGCUACGUGCUGAACAAGCCUACCAAAAUCGAGUUCCACAAGCUUCGGAUACUGAUCCUUGACGCACCUAACAAUUCAAACGUCAGGCUGUACUUGCAUGAAAUGAUUGAUUUUGGCGUUACCUGCCUUGUGCGCACCUGCGAAGCGAAUUACGAUGACGCCCCGAUACUUGAUGCAGAUAUAGCCAUCAAGGAGCUCAUAUUCAACGACGGGGAACCACCGUCAAACGAUAUCGUGGCCGAAUGGCUUCAUCUGAUUAAGGAAGUCGUGGCAUCCAAUGGUUCUGUGGCGGUCCAUUGCGUUGCUGGUCUUGGACGUGCUCCAGUACUCGCCUGUAUUGCCCUCGUAGAAUAUGGCAUGCACCCUUUGGAUGCUAUAUGCUUCGUACGUGAACGCAGGAAAGGGGCCAUCAACCGCAAACAGUUGGAAUUUCUCAAGUCAUACAAGAAACGCAAGAAUACGCAGUCCUGUCUGCGUUUGUGCCCUAUGAUGUGA
Molecule: messenger RNA, 519 nt
Organism: Babesia sp. Xinjiang
Lineage: Eukaryota; Apicomplexa; Aconoidasida; Piroplasmida; Babesiidae
Product: Protein tyrosine phosphatase type IVA 2
Exons: 1
Coding region: 1-519 (172 amino acids)
Biological process (GO): protein dephosphorylation
Cellular component (GO): nucleus
Molecular function (GO): protein tyrosine phosphatase activity
Source: RefSeq, a predicted model, not a curated record